AUGGCGCCGCUACCAGAUAUCUACGGCCCCACGAUCCGCGAUUACCUCAACACCAUCCUCAAACGCACUCUUCCCUCCGCACCCGACCCAGGUCAUGUCCUUAAACGAGCUUCUCCUCUCCUUCGUCGAGCCGACCACACUGGGUUGGCACAUCCCGACUCAGGCGUCGUUCCAUUUGAUUCCAUUCCAAACAAAGCUGUGUUUGCGAUCUUCGGGUUGAUUGGUGCUGCCUUUGUGGUGACUGGCAUCUGGUUCUUUUUCUGGGCCAAGAAUGGAGGUUUCGUCUUCCAUGAGAAUGAUUGGGACGACUACAAGUCUACUGUCUUGAGACGGAAGGGUCCUAAUGGAACGACGAUUAGUGGUGCCACGGAGAGCACAGAUCUUGGUGGUGGAAGUAUCGUUCAUGGCGAGAAGAAGAAGAGUCGUUGGGGUAGAAGCAAGAAGGGAUCGAACCGUUAUAAGGAUUACGAUGAGGAGAAUAGCGAAAUGACUAGUACAGUUGGGAGUGAUAUGAGCGACUUGAAAAGACAAAUCAAGAAGGACCGCAAGAAGGCGAGGAAGGAAAGCCGUCUGCGGGGUGGCGACUUGGGAUCCGAAAUGACUGAGCAGACUGAGAUGUUGGAGGCUGAGGAGGGCGGUGAUAGUGUUAUGGACGCUAUGCGUGCUUAUCGUCAUGAGAAACCUGCUCGUGUAGGUGGUCUCAACAAGGAAUCAGAUGCUAGUGCCUGGGAUGGAUCAACCAACGACAACUCCACUGCCGCCUCAGAACUCCUCUCUAACCGCGAACGAACACCUACCAGCACCCCAUCUAAAUACAAGAAGGAACGCAAAGACAAAUACGCAAGUACCGGCGGGAUCCGAAGAGUCGUCACCACAUCCAAACCCAAUUCCAACAACUUCUGGGAACGCGACUCUACAGUAACAUCCAGCACCAACGACCACUCGACCGAAGAACACGACCGCAUCAAGGCCGAAGCCAAGAGACUUCAGGAAAAAGGCCGCGCUGCUAAGCGACGUGAUUUCUCUUUCCAAGCAGGCGAUGAUAGUACCGUUGAUGGUUCUGAAGAUCCAAGACGCGCACGUCGCGAGGAGAGAGAAGCUAGACGUGCAAAUCGCAGCCCAUCAAAGAAGAUCCCUGGAAGCUUCGAUUAUGCUGAGAGUGAAAUUGGAAGUAAUGUUAGCAGUGACGUUGGCACAAAAAGCUAUCACCACCCAAUUCCUGGACUGUCAAGUGCUGCGGGUUCAAGUGUGGCUGAUUAUGCUGAGGAGAGACGAAAAAAGAGGCAUGGAGGCGGUGGUGGAUAUCGAAGAGGGAGAAGGGAUAGUUUGAGUGAUGACGGACGUUAA
Hymenoscyphus albidus is the source of this 1347-nucleotide messenger RNA. The record is from the annotation of a GenBank genome assembly. NCBI's taxonomy places the organism in Eukaryota, Fungi, Ascomycota, Leotiomycetes, Helotiales, Helotiaceae.